CCCCAUUUAUACGUGGGCGCAUGAAUUCCUGAGAGCUUGGGCUAAUAGCUCCGGAGAGAUGGCCACGAGACCGCCCGUACCUCCCCCGAAAGAUGUCGUGGCACCCCGACUGUUUUACAGACUGUACUCCGAGAGUGAAUCGAUACGCUCCAGGCACUAUGUUACACCGGAUGACCACUCGUUUGCCCGCAUAAACGCAGACACCAUUCCACCGCCCCAUACAGCCGCUGCCCUCAGAAGAUUCCUUUGUUCUCAAGAAGGAUUUGACCCAGAACGAUCAGUUUUAUUCCUGAAGCGAUCUGACACAGAGCCGGCUAUGGAUGCGGAAUUCAUAUCGGUUCUCAAAGGGGUUGGGCCAGGCUCGUCCUCAGACCAGCCUCUCGCGCUCAUAGUCAAAGUAGACAAAGAAACACCAGCUCCCAGAUUCCGGAUUCGAGCGAAAGAAAAAUGGAUUGCGCCGAAAGGCUAUUUAUCGUACGAAGAAGGGGAAGUAUUGCUGACGGACGGAAUUGAUGACAUCCACCAAGGCUCGAUUCGUAUGAGCUUCCUCCACUCUUGGGUCACCGUAUUAACAACGGUAAUAGGCUUGUGGAAAGCGCAGAAGUCCAGAGGGUCAGGAAGAAUCGGGUGUAAGUAGUUUCUACCAAUCAUUGAACCGUAGGCUAAGUGAUAGUUUCAGUGAUCAAUCCCAGUGCGUUCGUUACCCAGGAAGUGGGCCAGAAACACUCACUUUUUUACUACCAGAACGAUUCGAAAUAUUGUGAAAAGGGUAUCCUGUUACUCCCCUGUCCGAUGCAAUGACACCGAUUCGUGAUAUCUGUCCUGUAUCUUAAUAGUAAAGACACCUCAUGUUCCAAUAACUCAUACUGUCUGCGUACGCCUGGAUGCGAAUACUCAUCUCGUACAGAAGAGCCCAUGGU
This is a messenger RNA of Cantharellus anzutake, 920 nucleotides long. RefSeq lists its product as uncharacterized. The record is from RefSeq and is a predicted model, not a curated record. The transcript is spliced from 3 exons. NCBI's taxonomy places the organism in Eukaryota, Fungi, Basidiomycota, Agaricomycetes, Cantharellales, Hydnaceae. The coding region runs from base 59 to 637 and encodes 192 amino acids.